AUGGCCACGGUGACAAAAAUCCAAAUUUUCACCGCUCUUCUUUUUGUCGGCUCUAUUUUAUCAUUUUUGCUAUACUUGUUUGGAGUGAAUGACGUGUCAUAUAUUAAGAAUCAUCAUGUCCUCAAUAGCGAAGAGACCGCCGGAAAUGUACCUGGAUAUUGGCCAGAAAACACCACUGUAUUAACGACGCACACCAGCACCCAAGGACGAUCGGAGAACAAAACCAUAUCACAUAUAGCCAAGGUGGACGUCGACAGAAAAGUACACUCAGUCAAUGAAGCGAACGACUCGCUGCUAAAGAAUGACGUGGAACCAAUUAUUCCUCCAGUGAAUAAACAAUAUCUGUUGCCGAUUCACCACUUUGGCAGUGGACCCAACUACAAUUACGAACAUUUUCGAAUGGCCGUGCUCUACGCACUUUAUUCCAAUAGAACCAUUGUAGAAAGUUGGUUUCAUACGCACUUUUCACAAGAAAGACAAGCCAUCGGCUGGAAGUAUCUAAACGAGACAUUUGACGUUGAAGAACUUAGACGGAUAGUUGGUGUGGCAUAUAGAAAUGAGUUUAAGCGCAACUGCAACGGUACUGUGGAUAUUGUAAUAGCAUUGGCAGGUACAGGGGACUACGAACGCCACCUAAAAUUGUUCAACGACACUUUCGGAAUCAAUCUACCGGAAGUGUUAAAUGAUGACGUCACGAUCGAUGAUGUCAGUCAUGUACCCUGUGUUGGAAUAUAUCAACCUAGGAAUUUCGCUGGUAGACAUCUACCAAAGAAGGAUGAGAUCUUACACUUAAUUGACUUGCAUCUUACCCGACCCAGGGUGAUACAAGAUAUGGCCGCUAUGGUCGGCAAUGGAAUAUGUGGUGGAAGGUCAUACAUUUCAGUACACUGGAGAUGUAAAAGCGGGGGAAGCAUUUGCAAUGGAAAUCGCACGUGCUUACUAGCUUUGCAAAGUGCAAUGAACAAAUCAGCACAAGAUAUUGCAGAAGACUUACUCGUUAUAAUGAGGAAACGUAACGUGACGUGCCUGUACGUGGCAUUACCGUCAUAUGCAAUGGAAGCUAUACACUAUUUCAAGAAAAAAAUACCUGAGGUUUACUCUAGCGAAGAUUUAACAAAUAGUGCCAAAUUUCCCACAAUUGCUGCUCUCAGACAUGACAACUAUGUGAUAUCACUUCUGGAGCAGGAACUGUGUAUACGGUCCAGAUUCUUUGUUGAAUGGACGUAUUCCUACUGGUCGCAUAUGGUUGGUUUUCAGAGAAGACUCAGAAAGGAAGAAACUAUUAAUAUAAGAAACCUUCCAGCCUGGAACAGCCGGAAAUUUGUCCAGUUAUUGAAAGAUGUGUUGUCGAUAUUUACUAUACCAGAUAAUAAACAAACUCGUGUCACCAAUAGCACAGACAAAGAAACACAAUUAUCUCAGAAUACAAAAAGUAAGGUUGUUAACAAUGUGGAAGGAGUCAUUGAAUCUUACAAUAAAGUCGAUAUGAAGAUUCCAGGCAAAAAAGAUAUAAACAAAUCUGCCACUGAGGAUUAUAAUAUAGCAGACAAAGACACAUCCAAAAACGUUGACAACCUUAUGAAUGAACAAAGUUUGACUUCAGUUGAGGUCGAUGACGUGAAGGGAAGUCUACAGACUACACAGACACGUGUCAAAAAGCGAUAUUUACUUCCGGUUCAUCACUUUGGCAGCGGACCCAAUUUCAAUUAUGAGCAUUUUAGAAUGGCCGCUGUAUACGCGAUGUAUACAAACCGAUCACUUGUUGAAAAGUGGUUUCAUACUCACUACACCUCCCGCAAUGAAUGGAAACCGCUAAACGAAACGUUCGACGAGUAUGAACUACGACGAUUACUCGACUUGGUUUACAUAGAUGAUUUUAAACGUGACUGUAACAAUACAGUGGACAUGAUAGUCGCCCUCAGCAGUGCGACAGAUGUUUCGUAUACGCAGCAUGUGGGACUUUACGAAAAAGUCCACGGAAUACGACUACCAUCAUACUAUGAACUAAAAUUGACAAGUGACCCGCAAUCAAUAUUUACAGAAGCCAGAUACGUAAGAUGUGUUGGCAUCUACGAACCAAGGAACUUUAUACAUACCAAUAUGCCGGGAAAGAAUAAACUUAUUCAACAAGUAGACAUACAUCUUAUUCGCCCCAAGAAAAUAAGAGAUAUGGCUGACCUGGUCAACGAAAAUAUGUGCAAAGGAAGGUUAUAUAUGGCAGUACAUUUUAGAACAAAGCUGCAAGAAAGAUGUCGCCAUGGGUUGAAUAACUGUGAUCUUGUCAAAUCUGAUGCCAUGCGAAGGUCAGCUUUAAGUGUCGCUGAAGAUUUCACGGAACUUAUGAAGAGAAGAAACAUCUCAUGUUUAUUUGUAGCACAUCCCAACUACGUAACGGAAUACAAAGAUAUUUUUCUAAAAAAAAUUGCAAACGUUUUCACAUCUGAAGACUUAACUAAUAAUAUGACAUUUCCUACGAUUGCGCCUAUAAAGAACGAUAACUACGUCAUAUCACUCCUUGAACAAGAAUUGUGUAUACGUGCAAAGCUGUUUAUAGGAUGGGUAUAUUCGUACUGGUCACAGAUGGUCAUCAUUCAAAGGGACCUCAGGUCAGCAGAAUCAAUGAAUAUCAAACAGCUACCGGGAUGGAAUCCGGAACACAUUCAGGGUUUAGUGAAGCGAAGAUAA
This is a messenger RNA of Saccoglossus kowalevskii, 2685 nucleotides long. RefSeq lists its product as uncharacterized. Gene Ontology annotation, biological process: protein O-linked glycosylation via fucose. Lineage: Eukaryota; Metazoa; Hemichordata; Enteropneusta; Harrimaniidae. The record is from RefSeq and is a predicted model, not a curated record. Gene Ontology annotation, molecular function: peptide-O-fucosyltransferase activity.